ACUCUGCUGAUAAGAUAUGUUAUCAUGUUAUCAAAAAGACGCAAGGAAGCAUUUCAAAGUAUAUCGGAAUGAAAUUCAUUAACGCUUUUAUUUGGGCCAUAUUUUUCAACACAGUAGAAGCUUUCCUGUUUACAAUAAACAAAAACAAUGCCCUUGGAUCAUGCGAACCGAAUUUCCUCUGUCCACCUAUGUGCUUGAAGACCACGCCUACUGGCUGCGAAUGUGAUUGUAGUAAAAUCGACCCCUCACAUCCGGAGCACCUCGGCGGAAAUUCUAAUCAGCAAUCAAGCCAAACAGGAUAUAACAUUCAAAAUGGAGGCGGGUGUAACACAAACUGGAUGAGUUGUCAAGCUCCUUGCGCAGCUGCAAUUAACCCAACAUCCGGGUGUGUAGAAUGCAACUGUCCCCAGGCCAUGACAUUACAACCAGCUUCCACCAAAUCAACAACAAGUACUGGUACUACGUCACACGUUGUCACAACCAAACAACCACUGACGCCAUCACCUGUGAUUACGCAACAGAAAACGACACAAAUGCCAACUACACCCACGCCACAAACUUCUACCACACGUACAACCCAAUCGCAAACAACACAAGCUUCAUCAUCUUCAUCUUCCAGUACUCUAUCUUCCACCAAAUCUCUUACUACGUCAUCCAACCCUUCCUGUCAGGGAGCAAUACAGUGUAUUCUUAGUUGCCCGAACGGCUUUUUCAUUGAUCCUAUACCAGCCCCUGACGGAUGCCCGCGGUGUUUUUGCAAAACAGCCCAAUUAAGUACGUCUACCUCAUCAGGAAAUCCCAGUACCACACAAUUUCAGACUGUCAGUUUUCCGGUUCACUUAACCACGCCCCACUCAUCGGCCACGCCUACUACAACGACACGCCCACCCAGUACCACGCUCCAUAGGAUAGUCUGUCCGGGGGUGUUCAAUUGCUCUAAGACUUGUUACACUGGGUACCGCCUGGACUCGCAAGGUUGUCCAUUGUGCGAGUGUGCGCCAUUACCAACGGGAUUGCCUUAGUUAUGAGAUGUUAUGAAUAAAAUUGAUAAAAUUAAA
This is a messenger RNA of Magallana angulata, 1058 nucleotides long. RefSeq lists its product as uncharacterized. The transcript is spliced from 6 exons. The record is from RefSeq and is a predicted model, not a curated record. Gene Ontology annotation, molecular function: serine-type endopeptidase inhibitor activity. Lineage: Eukaryota; Metazoa; Mollusca; Bivalvia; Ostreida; Ostreidae. Bases 69 to 1022 code for a protein of 317 amino acids.